Stegastes partitus (bicolor damselfish) is the source of this 2251-nucleotide messenger RNA. Its product is annotated as C-type lectin domain family 4 member A-like. The coding region runs from base 353 to 1252 and encodes 299 amino acids. Lineage: Eukaryota; Metazoa; Chordata; Actinopteri; Pomacentridae. The transcript has 8 exons. The record is from RefSeq and is a predicted model, not a curated record.
GUUUUAUUGGUCUACAUUCCAACCAAUAGAAUUCCAGAGAAAUGUCCUCAGUGUUGAAAACAUACUGACAAGAACAUGUUUGUCAGAACUGCCAACCAUUCAGAUGACUGAGGAUGCUGCUGCUGUUGGCGUUUUGCUUUAAACAUUCAUUCAUGACCAGUUCUUAGCCAGUGAAAGCUGACGUGUGUUUCCGUCCUCGCUGAAACCACCGUUGGCCUAGAUUACAACACUCAGCCAAAAAGAAGAAGUGUGCAUCUUGUAAAUUCAAUUUAUCUGCGUCUGAAACCAACUGAUCUGCGGUGACUUAACUCUGUGUUUCUGCCUCUGAAUUGUUAAUUAUAAAUCAGGAAUAAUGGAGGAAGAAGUAAGUUACACAACGGUGAUUUUCAAGACGAAUGAAUCUUCUACACUCGGGUCUUGGGGGCGGAGUCUAUCCCAGCUGACUCAGGGUGAAGGCAGGUUCACCUGGACAGAAAAACCAAAGAACCUGGAAGUAAUCUAUGACGAGGUGAAGGCUCAGGAGCAGGCGGUGCAUCCUGUCAGAACAGAGAAUAAAACGGGGUCUCCCCUCUGCACCCUGCCCACGGUGGUUGUAGCAGGUCUGGGGAUGACUUGUGUCGUCUUGGUGUCGGUCAUUAUCGCCCUCGGUAUCCACUUCACAUGGGAGUACCAAGAAAACAUCAACCUAAAAUCAAGGAACUGGCAGCUGGAGGCAGAGAAGCUCGCCUUACAGAGACGAGCCGAAGAGCUGGUCAGAGAGAGAGACCGACUCAACUGGACCAUGGGAGUCAUACUGGAACAUGAGAACUUUCCAGUGACCACACACUGUCCACAGAGAGUUUGUGGACCUUGUCUGAAAGACUGGGUGCUGUUCCAGUCAAGCUGCUACCUGUUUGUCUACCAGUGGAGGGGCUGGCAGGGAAGUCGUGAUCAUUGCAAAGGAAAGAAUGCUGAUCUGGUGGUGAUUGAAAGCCAGGAGGAACAGGAAUUCAUCAGUAACCGCACAGAAGGCUACUACGAGGAAAGCCGUGGCUACUGGAUCGGCUUGAAGCUCGAGGACACGACGGACACGUGGACGUGGGUCGAUGGAAGCAACUCCACAGUGACGUACUGGAUGCCACAAAGCGACACCCCAGGACUGUGUGCUUUAAGUCUGAAACGUGUGAAUCCUCUGGAGACGUGGCACAAAGCCAGCUGCUCCAUAAGGAACCGCUGUAUCUGUGAAACGAAAGCCUUGAUCAGAUCACAUUAGGAGUCGGUUCCAUCUUAUCUACUGACACCGUCUGUCUUUAUCCUGAAAUUUGGAAAGUAAAAUAGGAUUGUUUUUCAUAAUUUUUUAUUACUUUUUUUGGAGGAUCUAUCUGUACAAACACUGCAGGGUACGCCACCUUGGAGUUUUAUGUACCCACUAUGAAUGUAUUUAGGCCUAAAGCAACCAGGUAACAUCAAUAAACAGGUAAUAAAUAGUUAAAACUGUAAAUACAUAUCUAAAGGUAUAUUAAUAAGGAGGCAAAGCAGAACAGAAGUGCCAGUCCAUGUCACCUUCUAUAAAUUACUUUUUUGAAAAUUGGAUUUUCAGCAUUACAUACAAUCUUAAUGUACAUUAUAAUUCAGUUUUCUUCUAUUUUUUUUUUUAACACGAAACAUCUCAAACAAUAAACCCCACACACACACAAACAGAUGAAGAAAAUUCUAAGUAACAGAAACAUCAGAUACAAACAUAACAGACAAAUAAGUAAACAGAAAUCAAGUCAAAUCUAUUCAUGACUUCAUGACCACAUUUAUUAAUUAGUGUUAUUGUUGGUGCAUCGGUGGCAUGUCCAUUUCUCCUCUACAUGAACAUACGUGAAUUUCAGCACAGUGACCCACUAGAACCUCAGAAAUGAGCAUAAAGUAGAAUCAGCACCUCUGAAACGGUAAAAGCCUCCACUGAAGGCUGAAGGCUGAAGGCUGAAGGCUGAAGGCUGAAGGCAGGGUUGUUGUGUUUAGACGACAUCAGACUUUACAGGUGCACAAAAAAGACUUUAUUAAUAAUAAUUGGUGUCUCACUGUGUUUUCUCAGUGUUGACAUUGUAAUUUACAUAAACAGUUAAUUAGCUGAUUACAGCCCCUGUAACGAGGCUUUGCAGUAACGGGCUGAGUCUGUAUCCUGGCUCGCCCUGUAAUGACCAACAGCUGUUUCUGUCCUUCUGCUUUUCUGUCAUGUCGUUUCUGGUUUUCAUCAUUUUGUGUCUGAUUUGUGUUGUUUUGU